GAGGAAGGAGAAAAAGAAAAGCCCUCACCCUGACACUCUCCAGCCUUGUUUCGUAUUGCGCCGCUCACUGCGGAGCUCCUGCUGGAUGUGUGCGCCUUGUCCUCUGGAUACUGAACACGCACACUCUUAUUAAACCCCACUCUACUCGCGCGCGUGCGUGUCGGCUCGGUCAUGACUUACACCUGAACCAGGCACGAAGUUAACCGUAUUCCUGGGCGUGGGGAGGUCGACAAAGCUCUCCGUGUACUUGUUUUUUGUGUGGUGGGAAUGUUGUUGAACUAAACUUCACCGGAGACUUCUAGCGGCUGAGUCACCGCUCCAGUCCGCCUCACCAGCAGCACUUUUCCCACAGCAGGAUUUAAAUUUGGGGACUUUUUUUCUUUUACACACCCCGAUGAAACGGAGUUCCAAAUCUUUUCAUAUUUUUGGGGAAUAUAACCUGAAAACACGGCUGUGAGUUGAGAAGGAUCCCAGCGGCAGACACGGAGGAUGGAAGGGGUCUCCACAUGAAUUGAUUUGAAAAGGUGUGAGCCUCCUUCAUUGAGCGUGAGGUGCCUCAAGUCAACAGAGCUCAACGGGCCUAAACACUGAAUAGGAGAGUGAGGUGAUUGAUGCCAUCAGAGAGCAACUGGCCCUAAACUCUGAGCAGCUUUGAGUCCACAGACUGUACAUGGUGUCUGAGGCAGCAUCGGUCAGCAGACGGUGAACGUUUCCCGCAGCACCAGUCAGACACAAUGGAGCGGUGGUGGGCGUGGCAGCUCGCCCUGAUCGCCAUAGCAACCGUUUACCUCAGCCCCUCUCAGGGCGCGCCUGUGGAGUUCUCCUCCGACACUCUGAUCAAUAAUGUGGUGGCCGAUCCUCACACGGGUCGACUUUACGUCGGCGCCGUCAACGCCCUCUACCAGCUGAACUCCAACCUGGAACUCGAAGCGCACACCGAGACGGGCCCCAAACGGGACAACCGGCAAUGCACGCCCCCCGUCACGGAGUCCUGUGAGGAGGCGGUGGAUACGGACAACCACAACAAGCUGCUGCUGGUUCACAGGGACAAAGACCUGCUGGUGGUCUGUGGCAGCGUCUUCAGAGGGAUCUGCUCGCUGAGGAACCUGAGCAACGUGGAGGACCUGAUAUACUUUAGUGACACCAAAGGGGAAAAGUCGUAUGUGGCGAGCGCAGAAGAGGGCGUCUCAGUGGUGGGAGUGAUGUCUUACUACAGCAAGGAUAAGGAAAACCUCACUGUUUUCCUGGUUGGUAAAGGAUACGGCAGUCACGACAGCACCAAGCUGAUCUCCACCCGCAUCCUCCAAGACUACAGGGACUGGGUGGUUUUUGACAGCAUCAUCGAGGCCUCGGCGGUCCAGGCCAACCCCUUUGUCCUGCGGUACCUGCAUGACUUCCGUUUCGCCUUCAAAGACAGCGGCUUUGUGUACUUCCUGUUCUCUCGGACGCUCGGGAUGCAGGACACCAAGACCUUCACCUUCAUCUCCAGGAUGUGCGAGGACGAUCAGAGCUAUUACUCGUACACCGAGCUACAGCUCAACUGUAGUGCCACCAAUAAGUACAACAAAGUUCAGGCUGCCUAUGUAGGAACACCAGGUCUGGUUUUGGCUCAAACUAUGACCAGUUCAGGCCAGUAUGGAAGAGUUUCAGCCUCUGACAAAGUCUUGUUCAUCACAUUCACUUCUGGUGAAGACUCAUCUGUUUCAGCCAUGUGUAUGUACCCUCUGAAGUCCAUCAACCAUCGGCUUGUUGAGAUAACUGGAGCCUGUUACAACCACAACGGCAUGAUCAACAACACGCUGGCCGUCUAUUCGCCGUAUUCUUCAAAGUCUGAGGAGCUUUGCAGCAGCAACAACCAGAAUGACAUGGCACUUAAAUUCAAGUGUGGAGCAGAGUUCCUGCCCUCACCGCUGGCCAGCAAGUCUGAAUUCGCCUUAAGAGCUGAGCCUUCAUUGGUCCGUAAGGGUCACAUGACUGCCGUAGCUGUGGCUGUGGAGAUGGACCACGCAGUGGCGUUCCUGGGCACCGCUACAGGAGAGAUGCUGAAGGUACAUUUGUCGGCUCAUCCUGAGGUGUACUCGCGAGCGCCAGGCGAAGUCACAGGAGACACGGUCAACAAGAACCUGCUGUUUGAUUCCAGCCUCCAACACCUGUACAUCACCACCGAGAAAAAGAUCACCAAGGUUCCAGUCCAUGCCUGCCACCUGAAGACAGACUGCCACUCCUGCGUCUCUAUGAGGGAUCCGUACUGUGGCUGGUGUGUCCUGGAGGGAAAGUGCACCAGAAAGCAGGACUGCAGCAGGCCGAAAGAAGAAAACACCUGGCUGUGGUCACCAGACCAGCAGUGUGUUAGGAUCGAGAGCUUCAGCCCACCGAACCUUAGCUGCAAGAAGACACAGCAGGUUCAGAUCAGCGUACCCAGCCUCCCCAGGCUGAUGGAGCACGAUAAGCUGCUGUGUGUUUUCGGCUCCUUUGUUACUGACGCCGUGAUAAUCAGCACCACUACGGUGCAGGUGACCUGCUCAUUGCCUGACCCCACGGAAAUCCCACCCACUCCUGACCAGCAGGAUUAUGUGUCCGUCCCAGUCACAAUUCAGGUGAACAGAACGAUCCAGGUGACGUCAGGAGAGUAUCACUUCUACAACUGUGCUGCUACAAUCAGGAAGAACCAAAACACACCGUGUAUAGCGUGUGUGACCAGUCAGUGGGGCUGUCAGUGGAACGCCCAGGAUCACAUCUGCAGUGACAGCGAUGAUGCUGUGGGUGGAGAACAUAUCGUCAAACCACAACAGCCGGACAGUUGUCCUCAGUUCGAGUCUCCAGAGCCGCUGCUGAUCCCCGUCGGCUACAAGAUUCCCAUCAGCUUCCAGGGUAGAAACCUUGGCAUCUAUCAGGACCGAAGCUUUUCCAUCGGGACUGAGCUGAUGAAGCUCACAGAAGAGGAUGUCGCACAAGAUCAGAUCUCCAGUUUCAAAUUCAGAGGUUAUGAGUUUGCCUAUGAGAAGCAGAAGGAAGUGAACAUAUCUUUCCAUAUCAAAGAGAGAGGCACUGAGAAGAAGAUUGACAGCACUCUGACAGUUGUGCUGUAUAACUGCUCAGUGGGAAGAGAAGACUGCAGCUUGUGUAAACAUGCUGAUGCCAAGUACCAAUGUGUUUGGUGCCAAGCCUCAAAGACUUGUGUUUACAGCGAGCUCUGCCCAACACCGGAGCCGGCGCAGUGUCCCAACCCCCAAAUCUCUGAUAUUAUCCCUCGCUACGGUCCUCUGAACGGUCAGAUCUCUGUGACCAUCAAAGGCUCCAACAUGGGAAUAAAGAAGGAGGACAUUAAAAAGAUCACAGUGGCUGGUGUGGACUGUAAACACCUGGAGGACAGAUACUCCGUCUCUACCAGUGUGGUCUGUAGGAUCGGCCCAGCAAAGCAAGUCCCUCCGUCCGACCUCCCUUUGGAAACACCCAACAGCGGAGCAGUGGAGAUAGAAGUAGAGGGGGGAAGAAAAGGUGUAUCUCAGGUCAUCUUCACAUAUCGGGACCCCGAACCAAAGUCUGUCACACCGUCAAAGGGCCCUGCAGCCGGAGGAACUGUGAUCACCAUCAAAGGAAAUAACUUGGACACGGCAACAAAAGACGACAUCAGCGUCACUGUCGGAAAUAUUCCCUGUGAAGUCCUCUCAUUUGGCGAAAUGAUCACCUGCAAAACCGGCAAGUAUCGUGUCCUGAAGGUGCCCUCAGACCAGUUGAAAGUGACAGUGUGGUACGGAAAUAACACCUCCAAAGACGUGGAAGCUGCAUUCCAGUACUAUGAAAACCCCAAAAUCACAGAUUACAGCCCCAAAGCCAGCUUCAUGUGUGGCGGCCGACGGAUUGUGGUGACAGGAAGUGGGUUUGAUCUGAUCCAGUCAGCCAUGAUGAAGGUCCAGCCGUCCUCUGACGAGUUUUCACAGAACAACUCAUCUGCAAAGUUUGUCCAGACGGCCGUCAGUAAGAACGACACUGUCCUGCUGUUCGACUCCCCAGCAGUGGAGUUCCCUGACCUCCAGUCCCUCAGGAUGACCCUCCAUCUGGACAACGUGAUAGAGGAGCUGAAGAACUUUGUCUAUCACCCCGACCCCACCUUCAACAAGCUGGACAAGAACGUCAUCACAGAGACCAGCAUCAUCAUUGUGACUGGUCGAGGAUUCUCCAAAGCGAUGACGGCACAUGAGGCCCAGGCGUUUGUUGGAGAUGCCUCCUGUCACGUUAACAUACUGCAGGAUGAUAAGUUGAUCCUAGAAGCUCCUUCUUCACAGCCCAGAGCCAAAUCUAAACGCCAGCGCAGAGACACGACCAACGACCUGCUGGACCUUGUGGUGAAGUUUGGUCAUGGCGAGUGGACGGUGGGUUCGGUCUACUACGCCAGGAAAGACGACAUUCCUCUCGCUAUAAUCAUCCCUGCAGUAAUCGUGCCAAUGCUGCUUUUCAUCGCUGUAUCUGUCUACUGCUACAGGAGGAAGAGUCAGCAAGCAGAGCGGGAAUAUGAGAAAGUUAAACAUCAGCUGGCAAAUCUGGAGGAAAGUGUUAGAGAUCGCUGCAAGAAAGAGUUCACAGAUUUGAUGAUGGAAAUGGGGGAUAUCACCGAUAUGAGCGAAGGUCGAAUUCCCUUCCUGGACUACAAAACCUACACAGACCGAAAUUUCUUCCUGCCAUCCAAAGAUGGCGCUAAUGACCCCAUGAUCACAGGAAGAAUACAAAUCCCAGAACCCCGCAGGCUCACUGUGGUUCAGGCGCUGAACCAGUUUUCCAACCUGCUGAACAGUAAAACGUUUCUCAUCAAUUUCAUCCGCACAUUAGAGAGCCGUCCAGACUUCAACGCCAGGUCUCGGGGUUAUUUUGCUUCCCUCCUGACGGUGGCGCUGCAUGGCAAACUGGAGUACUACACGGACAUCAUGAGGACGCUGCUGCUGGAGUUGAUGGACGAACAUGUGAAAAACAAAAACCCCAAACUGAUGCUCAGGAGGUCGGAGACGGUGGUGGAGAGGAUGCUUUGUAAUUGGAUGUGCAUCUGCUUGUAUCAGUUUCUCAGGGACACAGCUGGAGAACCUUUAUACAAACUGUUUAAGGCCUUAAAGCAUCAGGUGGAAAAGGGUCCAGUGGACGCCAAGUUGAAGAAAGCCAAGUACACACUGAACGACACAGGACUUCUGGGGGACGACGUCGAGUACUCUGUACUGACUCUGCAGGUGUUGGUGCACGGGCACGGACCAGAUGUGACACCAGUAAAGGUGCUGAACUGUGACAGCAUCACCCAGGUGAAGGAGAAGAUCAUUGAUCAGGUGUACAGAAACCUGCCGUAUUCACAGAGACCCAAAGUAGAAAGUGUUGCACUCGAGUGGCGCCCCGGCUCCACAGGUCAGAUCCUGUCCGAUCUUGACCUCACAUCCCAGAAAGAGGGACGCUGGAAGAGACUCAACACCUUGGCUCAUUACAAUGUUCGAGAUAACGCCACGUUGGUUCUGUCCACAGUUUUACACACACAGUCUUUCCACCAGCACCAGGACUGCCAUGAUGAGAAGAACGCGCUGCUGGAGGACGACAACACCUACCACCUGGUGAGGCCAGCGGAUGAAAUCGAUGAGGUGAAGUCAAAGAGAGGCAGCAUGAAGGACAAAGCCAUGACCAAGGCCAUCACAGAGAUCUACCUGACCCGGCUGCUGUCUGUCAAGGGCACUUUGCAGCAGUUCGUGGAUGAUUUCUUCCGGAGCGUGUUGUGUUCGAGUUCCGUCGUCCCUCCCGCCGUCAAAUAUUUCUUUGACUUCUUGGACGAACAGGCGCAAAGACAUGAAAACGUGGAUGAGGAGACACUGCACAUCUGGAAGACCAACAGCUUGCCUAUGAGGUAUUGGGUGAACAUCCUGAGAAACCCUCACUUUAUCUUCGAUGUCCACGUUUCGGAGGUGGUGGACGCUUCGCUGCACGUCAUCUCUCAGACCUUCAUGGACGCCUGCACCAAGACGGAGCACAAACUCAGCAGAGAGUCUCCCAGCAACAAGCUUCUCUAUGCAAAAGAGAUUUCCACGUACAAGAAGAUGGUGGACGAUUACUACAGGGGCAUCAGACAGAUGGUUCCAGUCAGUGACCAGGACAUGAACACACACCUUGCUGAGGUGUCCAGGGAACACACUGACAAGCUGAACACCCAGGUGGCCUUACAUCAGCUGUACCAGUUCGCCAGCAAGUACUACGACGUGAUCAUCCAGUCGCUGGACGAGGACCCCGCCGCCCAGAACAAGCAGCUCACCCUCCGCCUGCAACAGGUCGCCGCGGCCCUGGAGAACAAAGUCACCGACCUCUGACCUCACGGAGGGGGAGGAGCUUACAGGUGGCGUUUUCCAGGUGAGGACUGAAAGGAAGACGAGCUCGAGGACUCUGCUGAACAUUUAACCAUGAAAAGACUGAAGUGAAAGCAGCUGUGGAGGACGGACGGAAAGUAAAGCGCUGAUUUCUUCUUCACUUGUAAGGCGAACUCUCAGCCAGCAUCCCAAAACAAACAGCAUGGAGGGAAGAAACAUGGAGUUCUGGGAAUUCAAAGUUAUUUUUCUAAAGGUAGCUAAGGCGAUGGGAUUCUGCUUUGUUUGGCUUCUCUGGGCUGCGAGAACCAAGUUAAAAGUGCCACAUGACAAAUGAGGAUUCAAAACGUUGGGAAAUCUGAAGAAUAGAAGUGAAGUAAUCAGACAAAUAUUUUUAUUUAGGUACUCAGCUUUUUUUUUUUUUUUUUUUUAGAAGUUUGUGUUGGAAGUACAGCUCCUCCAGGACUCUUUAUGACCACUUUCAAGUUACCAAACUGUGGUUAUCAAGCAAAAUUUGCUUCUUUUUCCUGAUCUGAGGUCAGUUUUCUGCCUCACACAACACAUUAAUCAAGAACUUUGAUGUCUUCUCAGCAGUAGAAGACGAUGCUUAAUAAUAAGAAAAAAUCACCAACCCACUACGGUACACACCACUGCCUUGUGUCAUGGUUGAACAAAGAACGGUGAGUUCAGGGUACGAGGAGUUCGUAUUUAAAAGAAAUCAACAGAUUCUUCUUGUAUCACGGCCAAACGCUGCUGUUUGUAUCAGACAAGCUGCAGUAUGUUUAAUGUUAUUAUUUUCUGCACAUCCUUUACGCAGCGUGAACCGUAUCUUAGUUUUUAUGCUUUGGCGGCGUCUUCAUUGCGGCGGUCUGCAUCAUG
Molecule: messenger RNA, 7202 nt
Organism: Melanotaenia boesemani (Boeseman's rainbowfish)
Lineage: Eukaryota; Metazoa; Chordata; Actinopteri; Atheriniformes; Melanotaeniidae
Gene: plxnb2a.1
Product: plexin b2a, tandem duplicate 1
Exons: 45
Coding region: 735-6329 (1864 amino acids)
Biological process (GO): regulation of GTPase activity; regulation of cell shape; regulation of cell migration
Cellular component (GO): semaphorin receptor complex
Molecular function (GO): protein binding; semaphorin receptor activity
Source: RefSeq, a predicted model, not a curated record